Didymella exigua CBS 183.55 is the source of this 651-nucleotide messenger RNA. RefSeq lists its product as uncharacterized. The annotation marks the transcript as partial. Lineage: Eukaryota; Fungi; Ascomycota; Dothideomycetes; Pleosporales; Didymellaceae. The record is from RefSeq and is a predicted model, not a curated record. The transcript has 3 exons.
GUGCCUGAUCGAGGGCCCGCCCUCGUCGUCAUGAUGUGGGCUCUCACUUCCGUCUCGCUCGUCACGGUCAUACUGCGCUUUGUAUUCCGCAUGCGGAAAAGGCAAAUGGGAUGGGAUGACAUCUUCAUGGGUGUGACUUGGGCGUGCUUCCUAGGCUGGUCCAGUGUAUUGACCCUCUAUGCGAACCGGGGCGGUUGCCAGCAUAUUUGGGAUGUGCAGAAGCGCGGGAUGGAGAACCUGACCAAGGUCAUGUUAUUGAACUGGACGUCCCAGAUCUUCGGCAUCGUGGGUGUUGCGGCCGGGAAAACGUCCAUCUCAGCCUUGCUCUUGUCCAUCUUGCGAGACACCGGGUGGACGUGGCAGCGGAUCUACAUAUGGACCGUGACGAUUGGCAUCGCCAACUGCGUAGCCAUCUCGUGCUCGCUGCUGACGUUCAUGCAAUGUAGCCCACCGCAACGCCUGUGGGAUCCUCGGAUCGAAGGCACCUGCAUUGACCCCAAGGUCAUGGCAGGCUACGGCAUCUUCACUGGAUCGUUCUUCACCUUUACAGAUGCCAGCCUCGCCAUUCUACCGCUCACCAUCUUCUGGAAGCUGCGCAUAAGCCGGCUGCAGCGGAUCCAGCUCUGCAUCGUCUUCGGCCUCAACAUCCUG